Messenger RNA from Lacerta agilis (Sand lizard), 1984 nucleotides. It is a transcript of the gene SSTR3, whose product is annotated as somatostatin receptor 3. Gene Ontology annotation, cellular component: membrane; neuron projection. Lineage: Eukaryota; Metazoa; Chordata; Lepidosauria; Squamata; Lacertidae. Gene Ontology annotation, biological process: neuropeptide signaling pathway. The coding region runs from base 339 to 1562 and encodes 407 amino acids. The record is from RefSeq and is a predicted model, not a curated record. The transcript is spliced from 3 exons. Gene Ontology annotation, molecular function: somatostatin receptor activity; neuropeptide binding.
GCCCCCUCCCCUCACUUCAGCAGGAGAGCUGGAGGGGCGGGGGGGACCGUCCGGCUGGGCUCCACUCAGCAAACGCUGCAAGACUGCCUGCCUUCUUACCUGCAGCAGCCCUGGAGAGACCAGGUGCAAAAGUAUCAGCAGCAGGAGGGAAGCAGAUGUAGGAGCGCAGGGGCCUGAGCAGGGAUGCCCCCUCUCCAGCAGAAGCAGAAGGAAGGGGAGAUAACCAGAGGAAUUAAUAAGAAUACUAAACAUCGUCCUGGAGAGUGAAGGCAGAUAUCCAUUCUUUUGAUAUACCCCUUCCAACUGAUCCAGUGGGAUAAUCACCUCACUCUUCUGCCAUGGACAAUUUCAACUUCACCACCACACUGGCUUCCUGGGAAGAGAAUUCAACAGCCAACUGGGCAGGCCCUGUUUCCGGGAACCUAUCGCAAGCUUCCAGGCUCGGCCUGGAUGUCAGUGGUGUCCUCAUCCCUCUGGUUUACCUCAUCGUCUGCGUGCUGGGACUAGCCGGAAACUCCCUGGUCAUCUAUGUGGUUUUGUGCCAUUCCGUGAGCGAAUCGGUGACCAACGUCUACAUUUUCAACUUGGCUCUGGCCGACGAGCUCUUCAUGUUCGGCCUGCCCUUCUUGGCUGCACAAAACGCCUUGUCCUAUUGGCCUUUCGGUUCCUUCAUGUGCCGGCUAGUGAUGGCCGUGGAUGCUAUAAACCAAUUCACUAGUAUUUUCUGCCUGACCGUGAUGAGUGUGGACCGCUACCUGGCGGUAGUGCACCCGGUGAAAUCGUCAAAAUGGCGGACGGCACGUGUGGCGAAGGCGGUCAGCGCCACUGUUUGGGUGCUCUCUUCCGUGGUGGUGCUGCCUGUGGUUGUGUUUUCAGAUGUCCCCCUGGGCAUGAGCACAUGCCACAUCCAGUGGCCAGAGCCAGCUUCAGUAUGGAAAGCAGGUUUCAUUGUCUACACAGCCACUCUUGGCUUCUUUGGGCCUCUGCUGGUCAUCUGCCUAUGUUACCUGCUUAUUGUUGUCAAGGUUCGGUCCUCAGGCAGAAAGGUGAGAGCGCUGACAGCCAAGCGCAAGCGCUCCGAGCGAAGAGUCACGCGCAUGGUGGUUGCUGUUGUUGCGGUCUUUGUCCUCUGCUGGCUGCCUUUCUAUGUGCUCAACAUCAUCAACGUCAUUUGGACUUUGCCCGAGGAGCCAUCUCUCUUUGGCAUCUACUUCCUUGUCGUGGUCUUGCCCUAUGCUAACAGCUGUGCCAACCCCAUAAUCUAUGGCUUCCUCUCGUACCGCUUCAAGCAGGGUUUCCGCAGGGCUCUCCUCAGACCCUCCCGCCGAGUGCAGAACCAAGAAAUCGCAGCAGCAGCAACCACGGGUGGUAAGAUGGAGGAAGAGGAAGAGGACGAAAUGGAGGCAGAAGCAAGUGAGGUCAGCAAGAUUGCCCAAAAUGGCAAUGGCAUGCAAGAGUGCGCCCCCAUCAGUGGGGCAGGGGGGAGCAGUGAACAGAAGCCACUGCCAGAGGAGCCUGGGAUCUCUGAGAAGCCCAGUAUUAUGAACAUUAGCUACUUAUAGUGACUCUUUUUCUCUCUGAAACACCCUAGCAGUGACUCAUUUGGAAUAACAAACGGAAGGAUCAUUCAUAAUGCAAGGGAUUCCUAAAAAAAACAGAAAGCCUGAGACGGAUGUGGGCAGAUAAAUAUCUGCUUUCAGACAGUAAAGCAAGGCGUAACAACGAGAGUAGCGGGUAGAGCAAAGGCUUCUGGGAUUUGGUUUGGAAGAAGUGUAUUUCCUUGCCUGACAUGAUUGGUUAUUAGAGUAACUCUAAUAGUCAUCGGGUCAGCCGAGUAAGGUCAAGAGAGUCUGUGUCCUCUCCAACAUCUUACAGCUGAAAACAGGGAUUCUCAUAUUUAUGAUUCUCAGACCAAGGAUUUCUGCCAAGAAGCGAUCCCACCUCCAUCCAUGCAUUAUUGCACAUUGUUGAAGGUGUUCUGUGC